GGUGUGGUAAUGACCUUUUUAAAUGGUUUGACAUAUGGUGUGAGCCAUGAGACAAAUUGUCUAGAUACAGGCUGCACCAUCUGUAGUUCAGAAACAAAUGCAACCUGCUUUACUAGAAAUCAGUUGUACAUGUAUUUUGUCUGUCAUUCUGUUGCCCACUGUUCUUUUCUUUAAUUUGCCAAAAAGGCCCUGGCCCAGAGGAACUGGAUUCUGAUGAUCUGGAAACUGAAGAGGAAUUUGUGUUUUUUAGACAGUGAUGAGGAUGAAGCUGAAGGACAGGGCAGACCUUGUAAAGAUGACCCUUUGAGAAGUCUGCACAGUUAUGGACAGGGAUUUGGCACAAACAAACAUUGGGAAAAGCUUCACUACUAAGACAAAGCUGAGUGCUACUACCCAAGCCGGGGCCCAGAGAACAGAAGGCAGCAGCUCAGAAGAUGAAAAUACUACAGAGGAUGUUGGGCUGAGCCAAAUGGAUGUGGCUUUAAAUGUCAUGACUAAUUUCUUAGAAUCUUACAGUUCACAGGCUGGACUGGCUGGAUCUGCCUCCAAUAUACUGCAGAGUAUGGGGAUUCACCUUCCUGACAACACUAACCAUCAUCCAUCCAAUGAGGGUUCGUUAAACUAAUGAGAAACUUGUUCAUGUAAAACUACAAUGGGGGUCACAGCGGUGGUGAUGUUACCAACAUCCAUGUUACCAUUGCUAGUGAAAGGGCUUUCAUUAGUGUAAUUCUCAUUGAUUUCCUAUUUACAUAGAUGUAUUGAAAAAAACACCUACUGUUCAUAAUUCUUUUUUAGCCAAGCUAUUUGUUAUUGUACAGCUAUAUUUUUUUUCCAAGAUAAAAUUACUUGCAAUAUAUGUGGUUUGAUUCUGCCCUUGUUUGUGUCUUUAUAUAAAGAAGUAUGCUCCUUUCUUCCCAUUAUAGUCAGUGGCAAUUGCUGUGUUUUAUAACUUAUGUCCCCUGUAUCACAUUUGCAGCAUUACCUAUUGGGACCUAACCCAUGAUAAUAUCAGAUACCUUAAGCUGGCCA
Molecule: messenger RNA, 1029 nt
Organism: Xenopus laevis (African clawed frog)
Lineage: Eukaryota; Metazoa; Chordata; Amphibia; Anura; Pipidae
Gene: ecd.L
Product: protein ecdysoneless homolog
Exons: 2
Coding region: 323-625 (100 amino acids)
Source: RefSeq, a predicted model, not a curated record